Messenger RNA from Yamadazyma tenuis ATCC 10573, 1473 nucleotides. It is a transcript of the gene MRE11, whose product is annotated as MRX complex nuclease subunit. Gene Ontology annotation, molecular function: 3'-5'-DNA exonuclease activity; single-stranded DNA endonuclease activity; manganese ion binding. The record is from RefSeq and is a predicted model, not a curated record. Gene Ontology annotation, cellular component: site of double-strand break; nucleus; Mre11 complex. Lineage: Eukaryota; Fungi; Ascomycota; Pichiomycetes; Serinales; Debaryomycetaceae. Gene Ontology annotation, biological process: mitotic G2 DNA damage checkpoint signaling; mitochondrial double-strand break repair via homologous recombination; double-strand break repair via homologous recombination.
AUGGACCAGAUAGACAGAUCCAUUGAACCAGGGGAGGAUACAAUCCGUAUUCUCUUGACCACGGAUAAUCAUGUGGGAUACAAGGAGAACGAUCCGAUUCGAACGGACGACUCGUGGAAGACAUUCAAUGAGAUUGUCGUGACUGCAAAGGAGCAAGAUGUGGAUAUGAUUGUGCAUGGAGGAGAUUUGUUCGAUGUGAAUAAGCCAUCCAAAAAGUCUAUGUACAGAGUGAUGGAAUCCUUGCGUUCCCAUUGUUUAGGUGACAGGCCUUGUGAGUUAGAGCUUUUGAGCGAUUUCAAUUCUUUGUCUGGAGACUUGUUUCCGGUCAACUACGAAGACCCUAAUAUCAACGUAUCGAUACCUGUAUUUGCCAUUAGCGGGAACCACGAUGAUGCUACUGGCUCGAGCCUUUUGCUGCCAAUGGAUGUUCUCGCUGUGUCGGGUUUAGUGAACAACUUUGGUAAAGUGACACUGGCUAGUGAAAUUAACGUUGCACCCAUACUACUACAAAAGGGCACCACCAAGUUUGCAUUAUAUGGAAUGAGCCAUGUAAAAGACGAACGCUUGUUCAGGUUGUUUAGAGAGGGGAACGUCAAAUUCUUGAGGCCCAACAUGUACACGGAAGAAUGGUUCAACUUACUCUGUGUCCACCAAAAUCACCACCCAUAUACCUCACAGAAAUCAUAUUUACCCGAACUGGUACUACCUGAUUUCAUUGACUUCAUAUAUUGGGGCCAUGAACACGAGUGUCUUCCAGAGCCACAACUUAAUCCCAUCAAGAACUUCCAUACACUUCUCCCGGGCUCUUCAAUCGUCACCUCGUUAAUUGAUGGAGAAUCCAACCCUAAACAUGUUUUCAUAUUAAACGUCAAGGGCAAAAAAUUCAAUCUUGAAGCCAUUCCUUUGAAAACAGCCCGUCCAUUUUUAAUCGAAGCAAUAUCCUUGGCUGAAGAAGGGUUUGAUCCUAGCCCAGUCUUAACCAACGAUGUCACCAACUUUUUAUGCCACAAAGUUGAAGAAUUGAUUGAAAAGGCUCUUGAAAAGUAUGUUCAAACCAACACAAAUCUGUCUAUGGAUACUGAGGAAGCUGAACAGUUCAAGAAAGAUGCACCUUUGCCAUUGAUACGGUUGAAGGUCGAUGUCACAGGGGGAUUUCAAGUGGAAAACCUCCAAAGACUCUCACGCAGGUUUGUCGGUAAGGUCGCCAACGUGGAUGAUAUCUUCACCAUUCAUCAGAAGAACACGUCUGCAAGAGUAAAGAAUACAGACGGACCUAAAGCGGAUAUCACGUUCAACAAAUCAAGCACACUAACAAUUAACUCUUUGAUAAGCAAUUUUGUUGAGGAAUCCACAUUACAUCUUCUCCCCGGACAGGGAAUCAAUAAUGCAGUAAAAGAGUUUAUCGACAAGGAUGACAAGAAUGCUAUUAAUGAAUAUAUCAAGAAAGAAAUCAAGCGUGAGACAAAAAUUCUU